Schizosaccharomyces osmophilus is the source of this 1170-nucleotide messenger RNA. RefSeq names its product SPAPB1A10.08-like, conserved protein. The transcript has 2 exons. The coding region runs from base 1 to 1170 and encodes 389 amino acids. NCBI's taxonomy places the organism in Eukaryota, Fungi, Ascomycota, Schizosaccharomycetes, Schizosaccharomycetales, Schizosaccharomycetaceae. The record is from RefSeq and is a predicted model, not a curated record.
AUGAAUAUCAGAGUCUUCAACCGGGUGCUUGAUAGCACUACAUCCAAUUCGGACGACAUGGGACAUCAUGUCGAAUUACCCAGUUGUAUUCCUUUUUCACAAUCAGUCUUGCAUAAGGAAGACUCUUCCACUGCUACUGCUUGGAGGAGCUCUGAUUGUCAUCAUCAUCCUCCCUCUAGGGGAGACCUGACCCGUCAACUUUUACGGGACACUAAGAUUCCAGUUCCUUCCAAGUUUAAUAGUCAUCCUAAGAUUCUUCUAAGCAAGAAUUUGAAUAAAAGUCUCCUCCACGCUGACUUAAGUUCGAUGUUAUCGCUGUCUUCCCAACCAUUACACAAUGAUGAUGAUUUUACAUCCCUUUUCCCUAUUCAAUCUUUAACAAGCAAUUCAGCUUCUACUUCAACAAACAACUGUCGAAAGCCCCUUUGUUUCGACAAUUCUUGCUCUACUGACUCUCGUGCUCGUGGUUUAACGAAUCGUAAAUCGGAUCCCGAAGUCCAUCGAAAAUCUCGUCAGUCAUCGAAGUAUUGUGCGGAUUCAAUCCAUUUUAAAGCUAAGAAAGACUUUUCAAACUGUUCAGUGUUCGAAGCCGCUGACAGCGAUCAUCCACUUGCUGCUGCUUCAGAGUUGAAUCAUCAAGUUCGUCGUGCCUCUUCUUGUCCUUCUUCUUUUCCCGUUAAUUCCUCUAAACCCUUCGAAAAUACUGCUUGUACAUUUCACGGAAGAAAAUCCUUACGUAAAAGGUCUUUGAUUUCCAGCUUGUCAAGUGUCAGCUUGGCUAUCAAAAAUAGGCUCUAUUACCUUUCUUCUAGUAUUUUUGACGUUAUGUAUCCAAAACACUCGGCUGAGGAACAGCUCAUAAAACCGGCCGUUGCGAGUCCCAGUAGUAGGAUGAAGCUGAAUAAAGACUACCGGUUCAUGGAGAACUGUACCUUACAAAAAUUUUCUUUAUCAGAUACACCUUUACUUCCAUGGCAUGAAGUUCUUGCACGUAAAGAGGUCCGUCGUCCACGUUUGAAUUCGGACUUCUUCCGGGUCUAUGUACUGGAAAGACAAAUGCGUAAAGCUGGUAAGCUGUCUGCGCAUUCCGCUGGUCGAGCCCAGCUUAUAUCUCAUCCCAAGCCCAAUAUGAUGAACAUGUUUUCAAGCCCUCUACAAAUUCAGCUAUGA